AUCACGCCAUGGCCCAGGGAGUCACGUCAUUGCUGCAGCCCCCAAUAUUGCACACAGGCGUACUCGUGAGACCAACAUUCCCUCAGUUUCCUUGAAUCCCAGUCUUGAUUCGUGAUGAGGAUCCGGUUGAUCGAACCAAUGAAUCAAACAAAGCUCUAGAUGCAGGAUCAUAGGUCGAUGUUAUCAUAAUGUUGACCCUGCUGUUAUGGCUGCUCGCAGCCGUGAUGGGUGCCAGGACGACCGCUACUUCGGACCAGGAAAUCUUGAACUCAAUUGCCCAUCAGGCAAAGACGUCGAAAUACAACAUUGUCUUCGUGCUCACUGAUGAUCAGGAUGCUGAGUUGGGUUCUCUCGACCACAUGCCUUUCGUGGCGAAGCAUCUUCUGGCCAGGGGAACCAACUAUAAGAGACAUUACGCUACUACUGCGGUAUGCUGCCCUUCACGGGCUACGAUCUGGACCGGAUUGACCGCACAUCGACACAACAUCACGGACGUGAAUCCGCCUUGGGGCGGCUAUCCCAAAUUUGCUGCACUGGGCCAUAACGAGAACUACGUACCGGUCUGGCUUCAAGAAGCCGGAAUCGGCAUGUACUAUACUGGGAAAUUGUUCAAUGUGCACACAGUGUCGAACUACGAUUCGCCAUACCCCGGAGGCUUCACGGGAACUGAUUUCCUCCUCGAUCCCUACACUUAUAACUAUAUGAAUUCGACCUUCCAAAGUGGCACCGAUAAACCUGUGAGCUAUGAAGGCCACUAUAGUACCGAUGUGGUUGCCGAAAAAGGAUUCGCCCUUCUCGACCAAGCUGUCGAAAGUCAGCAACAAUUCUUCCUAACAAUAGCGCCUAUUGCUCCUCAUUGCAAUAUCUACAUGAACGGCUCCGUGCUGGCCGAGAAUCACACUUUCGAAUUCACCGCCCCAAUUGCAGCAGAGCGCCAUAAGCAUCUUUUCUCGGAUGUGAAGACGCCCCGAAGCGAAAACUUCAAUCCUGAUGAACCGUCUGGAGUUAGCUGGGUACGCCAACUCCCAAAGAUUAACGACACAGUGAUAGAGUACCUGGACGACUUUUAUCAGGCUCGACUUCAAGCUCUUCAAGCAGUGGACGAGUUGGUAGACGGACUAUUCCAGCGCCUUGAAUCCUACGAACUGCUGAAUAACACAUACGUCAUCUACAGCAGCGACAACGGGUAUCACAUUGCCAACCAUCGCUUGUUAGCAGGCAAGAGCACUUCAUUCGAAGAGGACAUCCACGUCCCACUCAUUAUUCGAGGACCUGGGGUGCCGGAAAAUCACUCUACGAAUCUGGUCACCACACAUACAGACCUUGCACCGACGUUCUUCAAUCUACUUGAUGUUCCUCUUCGACCAGAAUUUGAUGGGAAACCUAUUCCUGUCACGCAAUCAGGGCUCGAAACAGCACUGCGGGAGAAGCACGAACACGUGAAUGUCGAAUACUGGGGGUUCGCAGGUGCCGAGGGGAUAUAUAGCUAUGAACCCAGCCUCAUAGAGAACAACACGUUCAAAGCCCUCCGGAUCAUCUCGGAGGAUUACGAUCUAUACUAUUCCGUGUGGUGUAGCAACGAGCACGAGCUAUAUGACAUGAGGACGGACCCUGGGCAAAUGCAUAACUUGCUAUUCGAGGAGGAAGUGUUAUCCCCCACCAAUCCUUCAUUUCUGCUGGGCGUGCCUGUCCAAAAAAUUGUAGCUCGCCUGGAUGCCCUUCUGUUCGUCACAAAAUCCUGUGCUAAAGAAAGCUGUGUGACGCCAUGGUCGUCUCUUCAUCCUUAUGGAAACGUCUCGACCCUGGAAGAUGCAUUGAGCCCGCUGUACGAUCACUUCUACGAGGUUGAACAGCGGCGCGUCGUCUUUGAUCGCUGCGAAAACGGCUAUAUCAUUGACGCUGAAGGGCCGCAAUUCGAGCGUGAUGGCAUCAUGUACAGGGAUGGUUUGCCUUGGGACACCUGGGUGUAACGAGCUGUUAGCAAUGAAGAUGUCGAGGACGUUGGUUAAAGGACUGGUUCUCAGGCCUGGCGGUCUCAUCCUCCACCGCAAGAUGCUCGUGGUUUCCGGCUCCAUGGGCUUGAUUUUCUCUCAACACCAACAAGACGCAUCGCGGUCCUGAGACGCGCGACUCCGGAUGUCAAUCUUGAAUCAAAUAUCGCUUACUUCAUAGUUCGUCCUUUCGGAUCUGGUUGUCGGGAACAAGCCCGAACUAGACCGAGAGGAUCAUAGGGGAUGGACUCCCCCGGAAAAAUCACGCAUUUAAGCUCCACCUUGAAGCAGACGGAAUACGUCCGUACGGCGUAUGAGUUGGCAUAUUCGCUUGGUUCUACUGUACCCUAACUUAAUGGAAGCUUUGGUUAGUCUGAAAUAAGGGCGUA
Exophiala viscosa is the source of this 2380-nucleotide messenger RNA. Its product is annotated as alkaline-phosphatase-like protein. The transcript is spliced from 6 exons. Lineage: Eukaryota; Fungi; Ascomycota; Eurotiomycetes; Chaetothyriales; Herpotrichiellaceae. The record is from RefSeq and is a predicted model, not a curated record. The coding region runs from base 189 to 1970 and encodes 593 amino acids. Gene Ontology annotation, biological process: phenol-containing compound metabolic process. Gene Ontology annotation, molecular function: N-acetylglucosamine-6-sulfatase activity; arylsulfatase activity; glycosaminoglycan binding.